Nanorana parkeri is the source of this 1477-nucleotide messenger RNA. It is a transcript of the gene ST8SIA1, whose product is annotated as ST8 alpha-N-acetyl-neuraminide alpha-2,8-sialyltransferase 1. Gene Ontology annotation, biological process: N-glycan processing; oligosaccharide metabolic process. The record is from RefSeq and is a predicted model, not a curated record. The transcript has 9 exons. Lineage: Eukaryota; Metazoa; Chordata; Amphibia; Anura; Dicroglossidae. Bases 77 to 1096 code for a protein of 339 amino acids. Gene Ontology annotation, molecular function: alpha-N-acetylneuraminate alpha-2,8-sialyltransferase activity.
GCGGGUGGUGGCGCCGGCAGCACACAGCACAUUGUUAGGGCCCCAGUGGCCCCCGGCUCCGGCCAUGUGAAGGACGAUGCUGUACUGGAAAUGCCCCCGGAGCCGCUGCCCGCUGGGCGCCUCCGCCCUCACCGUGUCCGUCCUGUGCUGGAUCUUCAUCUACCCGACCGAGCGCAGCCCCGACUAUCAUGAAAUUGUCCAAAAUGUCUUGAUGGAGCAGGGAAGGGCCUGGAACAGGAACCUUGUUGUCUCUUCCAGGAAGCUGUUGACUGACUGCUGUGACCCCAGCCACCUCUUCUCCAUGACAAAGGUGAACACCCUGCUGGGCGAGAAUCUCUGGUUUGAUGGGGAACUCCUGUAUUCGCUGACCAUCGAUAACUCCACCUACAGUCUCUUCCCACAGGAGAUCCCCUUUAAGCUUCCAUUGAAGAAAUGCUCGGUGGUGGGAAACGGCGGCAUUCUGAAAGGCAGCAGAUGUGGCAAGCAGAUCGACGAGGCCGACUUUGUUAUACGGUGUAAUCUGCCACCGCUGACCAGUGAUUUUAUCCCGGAUGUGGGAACGAAGACCCAGCUGGUGACUGUGAAUCCCUCAAUAAUAGAUAAAAGAUUCCAGAGCUUGUUGUGGUCCCGGAAAUCAUUUGUGGAAAGUCUGAAGGUGUACAAGUCUAGCUACGUCUACAUGCCAGCCUUCUCCAUGAGACACGGAACGAAUCCCUCGCUUCGCGUCUACUACACCUUGGCCGACUUCAGCACCAACCAGACUGUUCUCUUCGCCAACCCCAACUUCCUGCGCAACAUCGGGAAGUUCUGGAAAUCCAAGGGCGUCCACUCCAAGCGCCUGUCGACGGGCCUCUUCAUGGUCAGCGCCGCCUUAAGCCUGUGCGAGGAAGUCACUGUUUACGGAUUCUGGCCCUUUCAGACCGACCUGAAAGGGAAACCCAUCAGACACCAUUACUAUGACGACGUUCCUCCUAUGACGGGGUUCCACUCCAUGCCAGAGGAGUUCAUGCAGCUCUGGUUACUUCACAAGACUGGAAUUUUACGAGUUCAGUUAGAACCAUGUGACACAGCAUCUUCCAAUCAGAAGCCUCACUGAGACCCAUGCAAUCAACAAAGGGGGGGUAGGGAGGGGGUGAGGAUCUUUUUAUUCCUUGACAUUGACACAGCGAACUUUCCUUUUUUCCUUCGCAGACUUGCUUUUUCUACCGCGCCGAUAUCGGAUCCUGGAGGGCGACUGCGAAAUGAGCACGCUAAAUUUAGGACUGCGUUUUACGAAAGUGCCAAAAUUUCUGUCUUUCCGCCCCUGGGUUUUCUUUUGGAACCUGCUGAUGUACAGAAUUUUAGUGAACUUUUUUUUUUAAAUAUUUUUUUUGGGCUGUCAAAAAAAAUAUUUAGAAAAUGAAUGUAGUAUUUUUAAUGCAAAAAACACCACGUCCAAAAGAAGGCAGCUUUUUACAGACUAUUUUUUACAGACUCU